AUAUAAUGGACCGGGUCCGCGGGCCCGAGGAGAUCGCCUUUCUUGCGCUCCCUCUAGGAGUUUGCCGUUACAUAAAGAAAACGCUCUCACUCGCCAGACGUCACCUCAGCGCUGGGCCAUCGCGGUCCGUUGCUCGAUCGCCAUACCGCGGUUACCACACCCCCAGAUUCGAGAUGCGAUUCUUCCAUGUAUACAUAGUACCGGGACACUGCCACGCGCAGGUGGUACUUUCUGGAAUGAUUUUAUCAGAUUGGUGAGGUUGGCGGUAUCGCUCAUCGCAUUCACACCCAUCACUUCCUCAAGCGCGAAAGCCCGCCUGUAUCUCCCUUUCGAUUCUUGAGUCGCUCUUCGGGUGGUUUCUUUCGUCCUUCCCGAGUUAUGCGGCGUCUCUGUCUCUCGUCCUCGUACACAUCAUGAACCGUCUGUACAGAAAAGCCAGAACGUGGCACCUGGACAUCGACUACUAUCUGAACCGUUUCAUCCCCCCUUCGCCGCUCUACCGGUUCCACCCUCUUGUGUCCCGGUUUCUGGGAUACCGGAGAGAGCAGAGCGAUGACCUCGGGAAUGUCCUAUGUGCAUUCUGGUCCGCUCUUGGAGCCUUUUGCGGGCUCGCCGUCAUUGUGGCGGUAUUCAAACAUUCCGAGCUGAUACAGAAGACGCAUCCUCCUGUGAUAAUCGCCUCAUUUGGCGCCUCCGCAAUCCUAGAAUACAAUGCGAUCCGCUCACCACUAGGCCAGCCGCGAAACGCGGCCCUCGGCCACUGCCUCUCCGCCAUCGUCGGCGUCGGCAUCACGAAGCUAUUCCUGCUCCACUCGGAUUUUGAGAAGAUAAGGUGGAUUGCCGGAGCGGUAUCCUGUGGUGCGGCAUCCGCCGUCAUGCUCCUCACCGGCACCGUGCAUCCACCUGGCGGUGCGUCUGCCGUUCUCGCCGCCACGGAUCCGGUCAUCAUAGCUAUGGGCUGGGCUUUUGUGGGACUCGUCACACUGGGAACGGUUCUCAUGUUGCUGGUUUCCCUGGUGAUCAACAAUAUCCAGAGACAAUUUCCCGUCUACUGGUGGACGCCUGAAGAUCUGCGUCUGCUUCGAGAGAUUCGCAAGAGAAAGGGGGAUGCGGCGGCUCAUGAGAGCCAGCGUGGGGUGGAGAACUGGGUGAUGCAAGGAGGAGAAGAUGUUCCGCCCUGUAUCGAGGAGAGCAUGUACGGCCGGGAGAUUAAAGUUACGGCGUUCAGUGUGCAUUUACCGGAAGAUUUUGCGUUGAAGGAGGACGAGGUGAGGGUGCUGGAGCACUUGAGGGACCGGUUGAGGGAGAGACAUGAAGUGGAGAAGGAGAAGAUAGAGUCGGCGAACAGCGCCAAUGGGAGGAAGAAGGAGGAUGGGGCGACGAGCAGUGAUGGCUCUGGUGUGUCUGUAUAAGACUAACGCAGGCAAACCAGUGACCUUGAUUGCACAUGCCAGCAUCGAUAUCCGGAUAGACUGUAACGCCAGCACAAACAUAAGGCAAAACCUACCUCUCCAAGCGGU
Molecule: messenger RNA, 1520 nt
Organism: Westerdykella ornata
Lineage: Eukaryota; Fungi; Ascomycota; Dothideomycetes; Pleosporales; Sporormiaceae
Exons: 2
Coding region: 414-1412 (332 amino acids)
Source: RefSeq, a predicted model, not a curated record